Molecule: messenger RNA, 958 nt
Organism: Fopius arisanus
Lineage: Eukaryota; Metazoa; Arthropoda; Insecta; Hymenoptera; Braconidae
Gene: Sys1
Product: Sys1 golgi trafficking protein
Exons: 2
Coding region: 386-868 (160 amino acids)
Biological process (GO): Golgi to endosome transport; protein localization to Golgi apparatus; Golgi to plasma membrane protein transport
Cellular component (GO): trans-Golgi network; Golgi membrane
Source: RefSeq, a predicted model, not a curated record
CGACGUGAAUCUAGUCGAUUUAACCUCAAUUCAAGUGAUUUCAUUAUCCCAGAACGUCUGAAUAAAUAAUUCAUUGUUUUCUCUUGAGUUUGUUGAACAAAUCUCCGAAUUAUUGGAAUUGCCGUUGCUGUAUUGAUCAGAGAAUUGUAACUCAGACUUCAGAACAAGAAGAUGAUUUUCAAAUAUAAACACCAGAUGAAACUUCAUUACUCUUAAUUAUUCUUAAUGAGUAAACAAACGAUCGACAUUUAUCAAUUCUCGAGUGUUGAUUGUCGAAGAAAUCAAAAGAACCUGAAGAUGUUGAUGGGCAUCUGUACCUUGCACAUGUCCAUCCCUGGAGGACACUAGGGUAUCAAAAAAAAAAAAAAUUGAUCCAUCCACAAAGAUGAACAGCAUCUCAGGACAAUUUCGCAAGACGACGUGGGAUCCACUGCUGAUAAUAUCCCAGAUAACAGCUGUACAAACAGUUCUGUACUUCUCCCUGGGCAUUUGGAUCUGGAUAGCCACGAUUUUUCUGGGAGCAACGAGAUCCCUGGACUACGCAUUCCACUACAAGGAGAUUCACGUGAGAGAUCACGGUGGUAGAUUAGUUAUCGCGAUAUUCGUGAUUAAUUCAUUGAUUGGGGCUGUAGCUCUCUGGUGGCUCGUCCAGAGGACGAAACAGUGCAUGGAUUUUACCUGCACAGCUCAUUUGAUUCAUUUGCUAUGCUGUUGGAUCUACAAUUCGAGUUUUCCUACGACAUUCAGCUGGUGGUGUCUCAAUAUCGUGUCGAUGACAAUCAUGUGUGUUUGCGGGGAAUUUCUGUGCAUGAGGACAGAGCUCAAAGCCAUUCCCCUGGGGAUGAACAGCCAGAAGACAGCAUUGUAAUUACUAUUUGGCCCUGAUAAACAUUGAAUUCAAAUCAUUCGCAUCGGAGAACAGAAUAAAUAAAUCCAUUUUGUUAAUCAUUUUGUAGAA